AUGCUACGCCUUCGUCGUUACCGAGUCUUCCUUAUCGUGGCGUCCCUGGCCAUCUUUACACUAUAUCAUCUCGGUCGGGUCAAUAAAUGGGACGGUUCGACAUUAGGUGCUGCCAUAGGCUUCCACCCAGGGAGCGCAAAGCCUACGCCGCCGACUUUUGACUCCCUCCCAACUCCGGUACCUCGACCGGAAGAACCCCUGCUCUCUAUUGAGCCUGUGAUCCGUCCAGUCUCUUCUGCAGCCCUGCCUACCGAGUCCCGCAACGUAGGACAAUCCCAAUCGAGUUCGUCCCGUGCCAUCGCCCAUCCAGAUGCACGGCCGACUGUGACGGGCGAAGAGUUCCUGGUGAAACAGCCCACACUAGGAGAUGACUUUGGUGAACGAGGGCAAGGUCGAUUGGAGGUUGAGCCUCGGCCACAAGGACAGAAUAGCGCAUAUUGGAAGCAGCAAAAGGAGAAUUUCCCUGUGCCUUCGCAAAGCCUGAUACAAAUGCCAACUGGACAGCCAAAGGCUCUCCCCCGCGUCCAACAUACCUUUGGUAAGGAGUCGUCAACCAAAAAGAGCGAAAGGCUGCGAAGACAAACGGCCGUGCGAGAGUCAUUUAAGCAUGCUUGGCAUGGCUAUAAAAAUGUUUCAUUGCCUCAUGAUGAAUUGAAGCCCAUAUCAAAGGGAGCAGGAGACCCCUUCAACGGUUGGGGCGCCACACUCGUCGACUCCCUGGACACAUUAUGGAUCAUGGGGCUUCACGACGAAUUUGAAGAAGCUGUUGGACAUGUAAAGAACAUUGAUUUCAAGACGACCACCAGGAAGGAUAUUCCCCUUUUUGAGACCACUAUUCGGUAUCUCGGUGGUCUCAUUGCAGCCUAUGAUCUAAGCAAGUCCAAACAUAAGGUCUUGCUGGACAAAGCUGUUGAGCUGGCUGAUGUUCUCAUGGGAGCGUUUGAUACGCCAAACAGAAUGCCCAUUGGGUACUACAAUUGGGCUCCCUCGUAUGCGUCACAGCCACACCGUGCCAGUACACAUAUGGUGCUGGCAGAGCUUGGAUCUCUCUCUGUUGAAUUCACCCGACUGGCGCAGAUAACCAAAGAGGUAAAGUAUUAUGAUGCGGUGGCGAGAGUGACGAAUGCCCUCGAGAAAUGGCAGCCGCAAACCACUCUUCCUGGUCUUUGGCCUCUGAAGCUUGAUGCUUCUGGUUGCAAGAAACCUGAGGUCGUUCGAGAGGCCUCGACUGAGACGGCAUCAUCGUCGCUUGUGAAUGGUGAAAACAAGGAUAUCCCUGAGCUCGACGAACCUUCACUUCCCGCGGGUCGUCGCUCCGAAGGCCUCUCCGAAGGUUCUUCAUUGUCCAAACGACAAGUACGUGGACCAUCACGAGAUGUGCCAGAUCUGAUCAGCCAUUCAGAGGAAGCAGUAGGAUCAGGCGAAGAUCAGAGCGAAGGAGAGCAAACAAAGCCAGAAAAGCCAGUGGUGCCUGAAUGGGCGGAGGAGUUCAAUGACAUCGAUUGUGAGGCACAAGGCCUCAACACAGAGCCACAUGCGACAAGUCACACUUAUGGCAUCGGUGCUAUGGCCGACUCCACCUAUGAGUACUUUCCCAAACAACACGCUUUGUUAGGGGGACUUAAUGGUCAGUACAAAGCCAUGUACCUGGAGGCAAUGGAGGUCGUAAGGGAUAAACUACUUUACAGACCUAUGACCAAGGAGGAACAUGACAUUCUUUUCGUAGCGAAACAAAUCAUUUCCCCAAAAGAAAAGAACGAGUCCAAGCGAAGAACCACCAAGUACGAGGGAACUCAUCUUGGUUGUUUCGCUGGAGGCAUGUUUGCUCUGGGGUCCAAAAUGUUUGACAUCCCUAGUGAUAUGUCGAUUGCAGAGAAGUUGACCAAUGGCUGUGUAUGGGCAUAUGCUUCUACGCCUGUUGGGGUUAUGGCGGAAGAAUUUGAACUCGUCCCAUGUGGCAGUUUGAAUUCCUGCGAAUGGGAUCAAGCCAAGUGGCAUAAAGCCUUGGAUCCACAACUCAAAGAGCGGUUUCAAGCUGUCGAGUUAUAUAACUUGCAACAACAGGUCUUGCACGAAGAGGCAAUUGCAAAUGCUGACAAGGCAUGGGCUGACGAAGAUGACGAUACUACGUUGGUGUUGACCGAUCCCAGCUCCAAAAGGAAGCGUGACACGGAAUCCAGCUCUGAUGAUGCACCAGAAAAGACAUCUCCAGCCACUCGUGAUGAGGAAGACGAUGAUGAUUUGGUCAAGGUGCAACCUUUUGUUCCUAAAGUACCACUCUCCCACGAAAAGUAUGUAGCAGCAAGAAUAUCCGAGGAGCGAUUGCCGGCAGGGUACACGAAAAUCAAGGCUCGAGACUAUCGGCUCCGUCCCGAAGCAAUCGAGUCAGUCUUCAUCAUGUAUCGACUCACCGGUGACGAGUCAUGGCGUGAAAAAGGAUGGACCAUGUUUAAUGCCGUUGACAGGGCCACCAAAACCGACAUUGCGCAUGCAGCGGUCAAAGACGUGACAAGCCAGCUCUUGGAGCAAGAUGACACGAUGGAGUCAUUCUGGCUGGCGGAGACUCUGAAGUAUUAUUACCUCUUGUUCAGCGAUCCCAGUCUCAUCAGCCUGGACGAAUUUGUUUUGAAUACCGAAGCGCAUCCCUUCAAGCGACCUGUGUAA
Messenger RNA from Exophiala bonariae, 2664 nucleotides. RefSeq lists its product as uncharacterized. Bases 1 to 2664 code for a protein of 887 amino acids. Lineage: Eukaryota; Fungi; Ascomycota; Eurotiomycetes; Chaetothyriales; Herpotrichiellaceae. The transcript has 2 exons. Gene Ontology annotation, cellular component: endoplasmic reticulum; membrane. Gene Ontology annotation, biological process: carbohydrate metabolic process; mannose trimming involved in glycoprotein ERAD pathway. Gene Ontology annotation, molecular function: mannosyl-oligosaccharide 1,2-alpha-mannosidase activity; calcium ion binding. The record is from RefSeq and is a predicted model, not a curated record.